Molecule: messenger RNA, 363 nt
Organism: Alnus glutinosa
Lineage: Eukaryota; Viridiplantae; Streptophyta; Magnoliopsida; Fagales; Betulaceae
Exons: 1
Coding region: 1-363 (120 amino acids)
Molecular function (GO): zinc ion binding
Source: RefSeq, a predicted model, not a curated record
AUGGAUUGUGCUCACCAUUUUGUUGGUGACAAAUUGUUUGAAGUGGAUGCUCCUAAUGCCAAGCAGUUUGUUGUAGACUUGGGGAAAAAGACUUGUGGUUGUAGACAAUGGGAAAUGAUUGGUAUCCCAUGUGCCCAUGCAGUUUGUGCUAUAUUAUUUGAUUGUGGGGACCUUGAGGAUUAUGUCGAUGAAUACUACAGUUUAGAGAGGUACAAAAAAGUAUAUGCCCCACUUAUAUACCCUAUGCCUAGUGAGGAACAAUGGGUUCGUACUGAAGGGCAUGACAUAUUGGAACCUCCAAGAGCAAGAGUAGCCCCAGGUAGACCCAGGAAGUUAAGAAGGAGGAGUCCUGAUGAUAGUUGA